UGCAAAAAUGAAUCAUCUCCAGAUACUAGAUAGUCUGCUGAAGAAAAACUACGAUAGAAGGGCGACGCCGACAAACCACCUGAAUAAUGCUACCACGGUUCAUUGCGAGUUAUACAUUCGGAGUUUUGGAUCCAUUAGCCCGGUUACCAUGGAUUACGAAGUUGACCUGUAUUUGCGACAAAAGUGGCAAGAUGCGAGAUUGCAGCAUAAAGACAUAACGGAAUCGCUGGACCUAAAUGAUCCAAAUUUAGUCAAAGCCAUCUGGAAACCUGAAGUUUACUUUCCAAAUGCAAAACACGCAGAAUUCCAAUUCGUUACCGUGCCCAACGUGUUGAUACGCAUCAAACCUGAUGGAGAUAUACUUUAUAUGCUCAGAUUGAAGUUGACAUUUUCCUGCAUGAUGGACCUAUCUAAAUUCCCAUUGGACAAUCAAAUUUGCACGAUGGAAGUGGCCAGUUUUUCAAAAACUAUUGAAGAACUUCGAUUGGAGUGGAAAAAUACGGAUCCUGUACUAAUGGCCAAAGGAUUGAGAAUGCCUCAAUUUGAAAUUGUAAACAUCGUGCCUUCCGACUGUCAAGAAUCAUUUCAAAUAGGCAAUUACAGUUGUCUGGUGGCCCAGUUCUACCUGAGCCGUAGCGUGGGUUUCCAUCUGGUUCAGAGUUAUCUACCUACCAUGCUGAUCGUGGUCAUCUCCUGGGUGUCGUUUUGGAUGGACGUCGACUCGGUACCUGGCAGGACCACGCUCGGAGUGACGACGCUGCUGGCCGUCGGUUCGCAAUCUUCGGGUAUCCAAAGCGGUCUGCCGCAAGUCAGCUACGUCAAGGCCAUAGACGUGUGGAUGGGCACUUGUACAGCGUUCGUGUUUUGCGCUUUGCUAGAAUUCACGGUGGUCAACUAUAUGUGGAGAAAACUGAGGCCAGACAUAUUGAGAAACAUAUUAACGGAACCGGUGAACGGUGGCACCUCGGGCACAAAACCGUACGACGAAAAUCUACCCUCGUCGCCGGUCAUACCUGUCAGCGUGGUCAAGAAAAUCUUACAACAAGAGUGCGCCUAUUCGACGUCCGCGGAGACCAACACGGUGCUGGCGAGAAAGAUCGACGAAUACUCCAGACUGCUGUUUCCGGUCGCGUUCAUAGCGUUCAACGCGCUGUAUUGGCCGUAUUAUUUGCAAAACUAAAAAAAAAACACACACACCGCCUCCGCCGCCGCCACUACAGCAACGCCUAAGGGACAAAAUCCACGACCAGCGAAUAACACUCGCGCCUACAUACUAUACCAUAAUAUUCUCACUCUCCACAUAAUAAUGACUCCGUUACACCAGCGCAAUAGUAAUAAUAAUAACAAUCGUAAUAUAAAAAUGUAUUAUCGUCGCGGCUCUCUACGCGCGUGGGUUUAUUUCCCCGCGAAAUCUUAGCGAAAAAUAAAUACAAACGACGGCGAGUACGCACGUUGCAACAGCUGCUGCAGGCGGGUACCUACUUACAAGUGGCGACAUGUCGAUAUAAUAUCCUGCUACGGGGUGUGAUAUCCGACGGAUAUUUUCUACUCUAUAUGCGACGCGACAUCGUCACGUCAGCGGCGGCGGCGACGACGGAAUGAUAUUAUAGAAGAAGCCGCGUUAUGUCGUCAAGAAAACAAUACGUCGGCAUCUGGCCCGGACCGUAGUACGACCAACGUUGGUUUUUGUUUUUCCGUAAUAUUAUGUUUGAAUUCUGUUUUUUUCCCGUCUCGACAAAGACAACGGACGUUCACCGUAAACCACCCCUCCGGCGCACAGCACCGCCACGACCCACACGACCUACCCCGCGGUUUUCGCGCCCGCGCACAGAUAUUAUACAUUAUAAUAGUAUUAUACGUCAUAAUGAUAUACUCGUACAAACAGCCGGCUACACAAUUAUAUACAGAGCGGUUCACCGACCUCUAACAGUAGAUAUUUUAUUCAAAUUAUAAUUAUUGACGUUUUCUAGUGGGUGUAGUAAAAUUGUUAUAAAAACAAUAUUUUCAAAUUCGUACUUUAGAUUUCGGGGAGAGUCGCAGAAUUGUUAAUUUCAAACGUGAACUAACCUUUUUCGCUUUAAAAUGUUGAGCAGAUGGUUAUUUUUCAAAAUGUUGAAGUAUCAUAUUUAUUAAUUAUUAUAUUAUCACAUAUAACCGAAAAUCUCCAAACUAUUAACUUGGUAGUAGUAAAGAAAAUUGAAUUAUUUGACUAUUGUUGUAUGUGUAGAGGAUAGUAUAGAUAGGUACAUGAUAAGUUCGGAAUAUAAUAUAUGGGUAGUGGUAGUAACGAUUUUUAUUAUAAAUUAUAAAUAUUUAAAUGAAACUAAUUAACAUUUUAUAAAAUUUGUUAUAACUGUAUAAGUGAUACAUUUAAAUUAUAAAAUUAUAUAAUAUGCAGUAAAACUUCCAUAUAACGAAGUCAAAUAAGCAGCAAAAAAAAUAUCGUAAUUUUGGAGGAAUUCGUUAAAUAGAAUUAAGUAUUUUUUUCAACUUUUUUUAAAAAUUGUAUUGUAUGUAUGUAUAUAUACUUCUAUGUACGUUAUGUAAAAAACAACAUCAAAUAUAACAUUAUAGUUUAAUUUAGUUUUUAAUUUUAUAAUUCAAAAGAAAUAAUUAUUGAGUUUUGUUUCCUUAUUAUUUUUAUAAAUUGUACUUUUUAAAUUUGAUGUAAAACCAUUAUUGGAUACUGUUAUCAGUAAUCGUCCUUAAUUGUAAUAACUCAAAAACUACUGGUUUGAAUUUAAAUUUAGAUUUUUAUUUAAACAUUUUAAAAAUAAUCAUCAACUCAACAACAUUUACCGUAAAUUGUGGUCUAAAAUAUAAGUAUUUAAAACUUAGGUGGCGCUUAAAAAUUCCCAAAAUUAUAAUUUGAAUAAAUGCAUCAUUAAAGGAAAAAAACCGGUGGUGAGCUUGAGUGAUUAAUCACUCUGUAUAUAAUGUAUGCUAUACACCGAGAAAACGUAAUCCGCGGACUAUCCCCUGCAUUAUACUGCUUAAACGCAUAUACGUACCAUAUAAUAUAUUCUCGUCCGUUUUUGUUAUUUUUCUCUUAUUUUAAUUCCCGUGCAGUACGAGACAGUUGUUGGUAGGCGCCUCUGUGGGUACCGAGGUGAUACUUUUAUGGCCUCACAAUGGUUUCUUCGGUGAACGUUUAUGUUUUUGAAAAUAUGCUUUUGCUCACACAUUUUGAAGUCUUCUUGACGAAAAAAAAAUUAUUUAAAAACACAGAAAUUUACCGGAAAAAUGACUGUGAAGUGGUGGUAAACGGAUCGCUCUGUAUAUAUGCGCGUGUACAAAAUUACUAUACAAGCCGAAUACGAUUACAUCGCAAUAAUAAUGAGAUUAUGUUGACGGUAAUUCGAGAUCACCGCGGUUUGUAUCUUUAUGUAUUCGUCUAAUAAUAAUAACUCAGUCCGAAAAACUAUAGUCCCCUUCAAUCCUUGUCGUUCAUUCGCUACGCGUUUUAAUUUGCGCAAUUUAAUAUAAAAAUUCAUCUCAUGUAUCGUCCGUCCUCCUACAUAAAUUCUAUUACAUCCGGUCACUUUUGAACCAAAAGGAAAAGUUUUAAUACAAACUAUGGUUAUAAUAAAUUACAUUUUUAACAUUUCGCAUCCAUCAUUAAUACGUUUCACUGUAAAUAAAAAUACACUUAUUUAUAAAUAAUAAUACACUAUACUAAGUUACCCGAUAACACAUAUUUAAUACGGUUUUUUUGUUGGGAAUCUUUAAAUAAAAAUUAUUUUCUAAGGACUAGCCACCCCCAUCAUACUUAUAGGUAGGUAUUGAUUAAACGACAUUAUAUCAUGUAUUUAAUAUAAUAUAAUAUGUAUUAUAAUUACAGUACGGAUUUUUAAUCAUUCAAUAGCUAUUGAAAAAGCAUUUAAAAUAAGGCUCUAGAAAAUCAUUUAAAAACAUAACUAUCUGUUUUUAACAUUUUUUUAUUAUUAA
This is a messenger RNA of Myzus persicae (green peach aphid), 3948 nucleotides long. Its product is annotated as glycine receptor subunit beta-type 4-like. The record is from RefSeq and is a predicted model, not a curated record. The transcript has 9 exons. Gene Ontology annotation, biological process: chemical synaptic transmission; signal transduction; nervous system process. Bases 8 to 1180 code for a protein of 390 amino acids. Gene Ontology annotation, cellular component: membrane; synapse; neuron projection. Gene Ontology annotation, molecular function: chloride channel activity; neurotransmitter receptor activity; transmembrane signaling receptor activity. NCBI's taxonomy places the organism in Eukaryota, Metazoa, Arthropoda, Insecta, Hemiptera, Aphididae.